AUGGCUUCCACCACUUCGUCUGCGCCGGCCGGCCAGAACCCCGUUCUCCGCCGCACCGUCACCAGCAACACCACCGAGACCGACGCUUCGGUUCCUUCCACUGCCAUGGCUUCACCCGUGGAUUCGCCCCGUCCUUCUGCUUCGUCGACGUCCUUGUCGUCUAUGGCUUCUGACGAUGCCGUCCUCGAGAAGAAGGCCAAUUACACCAAGCUGUACGACACCUACGGCAACGAGUUCACCCCUCCUGAUUUCACUAUCAAGGACAUCCACAACGCUAUCCCCAAGCACUGCUUCGAGCGUUCUGCCCUCAAGGGAUACGCCUACAUUGCUCGCGAUAUCCUCUGCCUCGCCACCACCUUCGUGAUUUUCCACAACUUCGCUACCCCCGAGUACGUGCCUUCCAAGGCUGUUCGUGUCGUUCUCUGGGGCAUCUACACCAUUCUCCAGGGUCUCUUUGGAACCGGUCUCUGGGUCAUUGCCCACGAGUGCGGUCACCAGGCCUUUUCGCCCUCCAAGACCAUCAACCACGCCACCGGCUGGGUUCUUCACUCGGCUCUCCUCGUCCCUUACUUCAGCUGGCAGAUCUCCCACAGCAAGCACCACAAGGCCACUGGCCACAUGGAGCGUGACAUGGUUUUCGUGCCCCGCACUCGCGAGCAGCAGGCCACCCGCGCCGGCCGCUUGGCCCACGAAGUCGGCGAGCUGGCUGAGGAGACCCCCAUCUACACUCUCCUGAUGCUCAUCGCCCAACAGCUCGUUGGCUGGCCCAACUACCUCAUGACCAACGUCACCGGCCACAACUUCCACGAGCGCCAGCGUGAGGGCCGCGGCAAGGGCAAGCACAACGGUGCCGGCGGUGGUGUCAACCACUUCGAUCCCAGCAGUCCCAUCUUCGAGGCCAAGGAUGCCAAGCUCAUCAUCGCCUCUGACAUUGGCGUAGGCAUCACCAUGGCCGUCCUCACCCUGCUCGGCAACAAGUUCGGCUGGUCCAACCUCCUGGUCUGGUACUUCAUUCCCUACCUCUGGGUUAACCACUGGCUCGUUGCCAUUACCUUCCUCCAGCACACCGACCCUACCCUUCCUCACUACACCGCUGGUGAGUGGAACUUCGUCCGCGGCGCCGCUGCCACUAUCGACCGCGAGAUGGGCUUCAUCGGACGCCACCUCCUCCACGGCAUCAUCGAGACCCACGUCCUUCAUCACUACAUCAGCACUAUCCCCUUCUACAACGCCGACGAGGCUUCCGAUGCCAUUAAGCCCGUUAUGGGCAAGCACUACCGUGCUGACGUCAAGGAUGGUCCGGUUGGCUUCAUCAAGGCCUUGUACAAGUCUGCGCGCAUGUGUCAGUGGGUUGAGCCUAGCGCUGAGGCCCAGGGCGAGGGCAAGGGUGUCUUGUUCUUCCGCAACCACAACGGUCUCGGCACUGCCCCUAUCAAGGGUGCGGUGAACUAA
Messenger RNA from Colletotrichum fioriniae, 1452 nucleotides. It is a transcript of the gene FAH12, whose product is annotated as Oleate hydroxylase fah12. The record is from RefSeq and is a predicted model, not a curated record. Gene Ontology annotation, biological process: unsaturated fatty acid biosynthetic process. NCBI's taxonomy places the organism in Eukaryota, Fungi, Ascomycota, Sordariomycetes, Glomerellales, Glomerellaceae. Gene Ontology annotation, molecular function: oxidoreductase activity, acting on paired donors, with oxidation of a pair of donors resulting in the reduction of molecular oxygen to two molecules of water.